AUGCUAAUGAUGCUAAUGAUGUGUUCAGAAGUUAGUACGUUUCUUUUAGGCGUUAUUAUGUUGUUCAUGGAACUAAAUGAUCUUUCACAUUCAGAUGAAGAUACAGCAAUAGUAGAAAUUGCAGUUAAAAGUGGGUUUAAUGUUGGUAUUUUUGAGGAAUCUUUCAAGUCUUUAAAGUCUCUAAAUCCUCGAAUUGCGGAUACUUCAUUUAAGUAG
This is a messenger RNA of Macrosiphum euphorbiae (potato aphid), 216 nucleotides long. The record is from the annotation of a GenBank genome assembly. Lineage: Eukaryota; Metazoa; Arthropoda; Insecta; Hemiptera; Aphididae.